UUUGUUUUCUUGCAAGCAGAGUGUGAGCAGCGGCUUACCCUUAUCUGAUAAAUGCCUCCGCUCUUCUUCUUGUUUGAGAAAAAGCUGCCGUUCAUCUUCUCCUCUGCUUUGCUGCAGCUGAUCCAUCUGUCACUCAACUGCAGCCGGGUGCCACCAUGAGCUUUCGGAAACUUAGUUUCAAAUGGUUUGGCAGCCUAACCAACAUCUCUUUUCGUCGCUCCACUGACAAAUCGGACUCAAAGGCCUCCAAGUCAAAGACUGGAGAUGAUGGUGAAUGUGCUGCCUCAGCUAAGUUGAGCACAGUUGUUGAGACAACACUGGACGAUCUGGGGGCAAUGCGUCCUCGCACCGCCAGCUACGUCCGCUCCAGUGAGGACUACACACACGUGGGCACGCUGCCUCGGCUGCUGAUGAGAAAGAGGGACAAAAGCAGCAAAGUCUCCAGCAGCAGUAAAAAGACUAAAGAGAAGAGCAGCAUCAACAGAAGUCAAAGCCAGAGACCAGCAGGAGACAAGAAAGAGGUUUCACAGACACUUAUAGCUCCCUUGUCCAAGACAUCUGAGGUUAAAGCAGAAGUCGCUGCUGACACCGGGUUGAAAGAAGUCCCUUCAGCUGAGGGUGGAGAAAAUGUCCCAGAUGUUACUUCAACUGUUUCCAAGACGCAGUCUGAACCUGUAGAAGAUCCCACAGUCAACCAAAUCAUCCAUUCUGGAAACAAUACCGCCAGUGAGGAAGUGCUACCACCUGGUGGUUCAGAUGUAGUACAUCAGUUGGAGGAGAAGAAAGUGUUGAACCCUGAAGAGACUCCUGUUAGUCAAGAAAGAGAAGGAACUAUAGAAAGUGAUGGAUUAGAGCUAAAGGAGGAUGAACAGAAAGCAGAGAUGGAUGAAGGAAACGACAUUUACUGCCUCAUGAAGCCGGCAGAUAUCCAGGCAGAUCAAGUUCAGUUUUCAAAGGAGAAAUACCUGCUGGAGUCUCCUCCGGAGAAACUUCGUAAAGAACUGGAAGAGGAGUUGAAGAUGAGCCCUGCUGACAUCCGGAGCCAUGGCUGGUACCAUGGUCACAUACCCAGAGAGGUGUCUGAGUCUCUGGUUUUGCGAAACGGUGAUUUCCUUGUGCGAGACUCCCUGACCAAUAUCGGUGAUUAUGUUUUGACCUGUCGAUGGGACAAUGAGGUGCUCCACUUUAAGAUCAGCAAAGUUCUGGUGAAAUCAAAUGAGACCAAGGUGCAGUACAUGUUGGAAUCAGACAGCUUCGACUCUGUUCAGGAGCUUGUACGCUUUUACGUGGGCCAACGCAAAGCCGUCUCGCAGUCCAGCGGCGCCCACAUCUACUGUCCCGUCAGCAGGACUCUACCUCUGCGCUACUUGGAGGCGACCUUCGCCCUGUCCAACAGCAAGCACAGUUCCGCCUACUCGCCGUCCAGCCAGAGGGGGGCGUACAUCAAGCGACGAAGUGUCACCAUGACGGACGGGCUGACGACAGAAAAGAUGAUGCCUCACAGUGAUUCAGACAGCCCCAGUCCAGUUGAGACACCGUUGGCCCCACCUGAGCCAGAGCCGGAGCCUGUGUCCGAAUGCAGCCCAUCAACCAUUCACCAUCACAAAGACGCAAUGCGCAAUUGUGCGAUGAGUAUGGACCAGAUUCAGGAGUACCGCUGCCCCUUGUCGCCUGUCGGGGAAACCCCACUGUCUCCUGCGUAUAGUGCUGUCACCAGGCAGAGAGCCCACUCAGGCGGACGGGCCCUGGCUGUCGUCCCUCCCUCCCCCGUGAUGCGCCGUUCCAGCGACCCUCAGCUCAGCCCCUUGGACGGCAGCGCUCCCACAGAAUAUCCCAUGCAAACGUCUCAGUCGGUACACUCCUCGCCUGCCCAUCAUUCCGCCUAUCGAUCGCAGUCGUUGGAGACGGCUGGAAGUUACUGUGACCUCAGACCCUGCGGGCCACCCAAACCCCCAACUAAGAGCUACGUAGAGCGACUGCGAGUAGAAGAGUUGAGGAAAGGUGAAGGCAGAGAAGGAGACGGGACAUCUGUUGCCCCGUUGGUGGAGUCGACCUCCUUGUUCAGGCCAUCCAGGUAUGAGUCUAAUCUACUUCCUGCUGAAAAUAAGCCUCUGGAGAUGUCAGUCCUGAAGAGAGUCAAAGAGCUGCUGGGUGAAGUCGAUGCCAGUACCGCAGCUAAACACAUCACACUCGGCGACUGUAAGGUUGCUAGAAUAUUAGGUGUAACAACAGAGAUGCAAAGGAUGAUGGGAGUGUCCUCAGGGUUGGAGUUAUUGACUUUACCACAUGGGCAUCAGCUGAGACUUGACCUGCUGGAGAGGUUCUACACCAUGUCUAUCAUGAUGGCCGUGGACCUCCUUGGCUGUACAGGAAGUACAGAGGAGAGAGCGGCCCUGCUCCAUAAGACCAUCCAGUUAGCAGCAGAAUUGAAAAGUAACCUGGGAAACAUGUUUGGUUUUGCGGCUGUGAUGAGAGCCCUGGAGAUGCCACAGAUUUCCCGCCUGGAACAGACAUGGGUGACUUUACGCCAGAGACAUACAGAGGGCGCUAUUCUGUACGAGAAGAAACUCAAACCAUUCUUGAAAAACAUGAAUGAUGGCAAAGAGUCCAGUGUCAUGUCCAGCACCUCCUUCCCCCACAUCCUCCCAGUCCUGUCUCUACUGGAGAGAGGCGCUGCCGUCGGGGAGGUGCUCGAACCCUGGGAAAGCUCCGAGGCGGGCGUGGACGUGGUCAUGCACCACCUAGAGGCUGCACGUACCAUUGCACAUCACGGGGACAUCUACAAAACAACUGCUGAGACCAGGCUGCAGGGACUCCAGGAGCAAGCCGAGAUACACGAGGUCUUCCAGACUGAGUUUCAGAUGCGUCUGCUGUGGGGCAGCCGCGGGUCUGAGGGCAACCAGUCGGAGCGCUACGAGAAGUUUGACAAAGUUCUCACAGCUUUGUCGCACAAACUGGAGCCUCCUGUGCGCCACAGCGAGCUAUAGCAUCAGCCCAGAAACUCCAGAUCGCCAAAACAACUUGUUGCACUUACCACUCCCAGUGGUAUGGUUUUAUUUUGUGCCGGAAGUGGGGAUGAUGAUGUGAAAGAAGCAGAAAUGAAUGAGGAGGCAGCUAAAAGUGCACGAGGAGAUUUCUUUACUUAGAACAAGUGUGGCACUCACUGUGGAAAUGAAAAAAAAAAUCAUGUGUACCUCCCUGUGGACUAACCUGCUAAAAUAUUUAAAUCUGAGGGAAAAGCUGUUCGAUGGGAACAUGUGUACGGUGGGCUCUGAGGGCCAAGUGAAGCUGUGAAAUUUGGCUUCGCUCCAGUAAAACUCAAACCUACGACUGCUGUCACAAACUAUAGCCAAGAUAACUGUAACGUUUUACAUAGCUCUCGAGAUGUUUAGUCUUUGUGAGUAUGCGUGCAUCGAUAAGCCUACUCCUCCAUUUUUGUUUCUGCUGUUUUAUUUAUUUGUUUUUUCUAAAAUAAUAUCAAAACACUGUGGCCACUUCUAAGUGAAACUCAUGAAUCUCUCAGUGCUAAUCACGAAGCUAACAAGACCUUAUUUUAUAUGGAUCACGCAAUCCCAUCUAGUCCUAUUAAAAAUAUAUCAGGCAUGCAUUAUAAAUGCAGAGAAAGUGCAAGUCCAUCUCAGCAAAUAAAUUAAUUUGUUUUUGUAAUCCAGUUCAAAAAGUGACAGACUUUGGAUCCAAAUAUGGCAAGAAAAGGUUAAGUGGGAGGAAAAUGUAUAAGAAAAAAGAAGACAAGCUGCAGGGAUUUUGGAGUUGGAUGUAAUCUGUGACUGGAGUGAGUCUUUCUUUUCAGAUCAUAGUUUCUCAAUAAGCACACAAUGAUGGGCAAAGUGUGUCUUGAGAAGGUUGCUGAACAAAACGAUGUGGCCCACAAACUGCAGCAUUCAGAUGUGGUAUUUUCUCCUAGGGGAAACUUUUACGCUGCCUUGAACUUGGUGAUGCAAUUUUCCUGCAGUUGUGCGGUCCAAAUGCAUUUAGUGCUUUAGAUACAUGCGCAGUUAUAAUAGUCCAUCCUCAACAUGUUAUGGUGGUAAUCAGAUUUUGCUGAUUAACCUUUCCCUCAAACACUGGAUUAUGAUACAAUGUCACUUUUUGAGUAAAAUUACAAAAAUAAAUUCAUCUUAAGAUAAUAUUGUAUUUUACAGAGAUGCAACUGUAUGUCAUGUUUAAUUUAUGUUUAGCUUGAAUGAUGGCUGUAUGUUUUUCAAUUUAUGUUUCAACAAUAGAGCUAAAGUAAUUGGAACAACAUCUGUUUUAUUUUCAAGUAUUUUUGCUGUAAACUGGUCUGAGAAGGCUGUCGGCGUCUCUCAGAGCUAUGCAAUCGUUUCAGCUGGGAACUCUCAAGAUACUUAAGGGAUUUUACUUUUCAAAUAGGUAAUUGGAGAUAUCAUGUGAGAUAUCAAAUCAACUUUUUCCUGAAAAUGUUCCAUCUACCCCCACAGUUGUGCAUUUGAACUUUUCUGUGGAUGUUGGAUCUAUGAUCUAUUCUGGAGAGUUGGUGCCAUGUGCCACUUCCAACAGGAGAGGGCGCACUUUAGUCAGCAAAAAAAAAGAAAAAAGGAAUAAAGACAUUACACAGAGGCAGGAAGAAAUUACACAGAUCUUGCUUGUUUUGUGACCAAGAUGAUACCUACUGGUUUAGGUUUCACUGACAUGAUGAUGAUGUGAAGUGCUUUUAUUUGUAUGAAGUAAGCAAAAAAAAAAAAAAA
Molecule: messenger RNA, 4727 nt
Organism: Xiphophorus couchianus (Monterrey platyfish)
Lineage: Eukaryota; Metazoa; Chordata; Actinopteri; Cyprinodontiformes; Poeciliidae
Gene: sh2d3ca
Product: SH2 domain containing 3Ca
Exons: 16
Coding region: 156-2987 (943 amino acids)
Biological process (GO): positive regulation of peptidyl-serine phosphorylation; small GTPase-mediated signal transduction
Molecular function (GO): guanyl-nucleotide exchange factor activity; phosphotyrosine residue binding
Source: RefSeq, a predicted model, not a curated record